AUGGGGGACUAUGGCCUGUUCAAACAGGCUUUGCUGCGGAAGUUUGAACUGACCCUCCAGGCGUACAGGAAACGAACCCGGGGUCUGCACAAGACCCCAGGUGUCACUUACAAGGAGGUCACAAACCUGCUGGGGGAAUAUCUCCGCAAGUGGGGGAAGGUUACAGACACAUGGGGAGGGUUUUGUGUCUCCCCAUCUCACUCCUGUUUGCGUGUGAACGCAGAGCUCCCUGUGCCCAGACCCUCCAUCUCCGUCAGCCCCAGCGGGGUGAUCGCCCCGGGGGGAGCCGUCACCAUCCGCUGUCAGUGUCGGUGCGAGGCCAGGAGGUUAUUUCUGUAUAAAGGUGGAAUCCAAAUCCGGGAGCUGGAUGCUGCUGGGGAAGGGGGUGAAUUCACCAUCCCCAGCGCCAGACGGGAAGAUGGAUGGGUCUACACGUGUCGAUCUCGCUCCAGAUCGGAGCCACCCAACUGGUCGUAUUCCAGUGAUAUUGUACGGAUCAUUGUAGCAGAGCUCAGCUACCCCAAACCCUCCAUCUACCUGAGCCCCAGUCGGGGGGUCGCCCUGGGGGGAGCUGUGACCAUUCAGUGUCAGGUUCGGUACCAGAACGCGAGGUUCCUUCUGUACAAAGAUGGGAACCUGACCACGCUGGAGGACGUGGAGCUGGCUGGGGACGCCGCUGAGUUUCCCAUUCGCAAUGUGAGCUGGAGACACGCAGGGAGCUACAGCUGCUAUUAUUACCGACAUUGGUACCCGUUCAUCUUGUCGCAUCCCAGCGACCCUGUGGAGCUGGUGGUAGCAGGUGAGUUGCCCGGCUCAGUAUCCCCGCUCCCAGCCCCACCCCCAGUCGGACCCUCAGGGGCAGGGGCAUGUGCAAGGGGGACAAACAGGAGUAGGAACCCCCUUGAAUCAAUGGGUGACCCCGUGGAGCUGGUGGUAGCAGCAGCCCCCUCAAGAUGCCCGGAUUUCAUCCAUACCAACAUCGCCCACCUGGUGCUGGGCGCCGUGGUCCUGCUCGUCCUGGAGCUGAUCCUGGCUGAGACCUAUUACAGCUCAGCCCCCUCGGGAUGCCCGGAUUUCAUCCACACCAACAUCGCCCACCUGGUGCUGGGCGCCAUGGUCCUGCUCAUCCUGGAGCUGAUCCUGGCUGAGACCUAUUACAGCUAUUUCGCCUGCAGAUUAGAGAAAAGAUGUGAUGGGCGCAGGAAGAGACGAGACAUCAUCGACUUCCUGCUGCUGGCUGGCCGGGCAGAGUGGGUUGUCGGAACAUCGGAUCCGCCCAACUGGUCAGAUCCCAGUGAUUACGUGUGGAUAGUUGUACCAGAGCUCAUCUUCCGCAAACCCUCCAUCUCCCUGCGCCCCAGCGGGGGGGUUGCCCUGGGGGGAGCCGUGACCAUCCGGUGUCAGGGUCGGCACCAGAACAUGAGGUUCCUUCUGUACAAAGAUGGAAACCCGAAUGCACUGCAGGACAUGGAGCCUGCUGGGGACCUGGCUGAGUUUCCCAUUCGCAACGUGAGCUGGAGAGACGCAGGGAACUACAGCUGCUAUUAUCACCACAAAUUGUACCCGUUCAUCUGGUCACAUCCCAGCGACCCCGUGGAUCUGGUGGUAGCAGGGGGAACUGACCCGACUCAGCCGCCAACUUCCACCCACCCAGGCAGCGCGAGGCUAGGUACCAGGGCAGGAAAUUGCCAUCAACCCCCACCCCCCAUGCCCAAAAACAGCUUUGUGCAGCCUAAGGAGCCGCUACUGGGGGGAGCAGUGAAUGGUUGGAUGGGUGGGAUGGGGGAAGAUCCCCACAGCGAAUGUCCCCUCUGAAAAUCCCGCCUCCUCAUUUCAUAUGCGGGGGGGUGUCACUGGACAGAUGCCAGAUUGGCUUGGUGCGGACAGGACCUGGGAGAGCUUCCCCCCAAUGCAAAGCCCUACCUCAGCCCCCAGAAACCGGGGUGCUGUGCUGCUCACUGGCACCACAAAGUCACUCGUGUGGGGCACAGCUCGGUGCAUAUCCCCCUGGGAGAACAGAGCUGGGGAUGGAGAGCCGGGGAUAAUGAUCUGGUGUAUCCCAUCUGUCUGCCUGAGUCUGCAGAGAGACUGGGGGAACGGCUCAGAAGCAGGGCUCCCCCUUUGCUGGAGUGCUGCCUAGUGGAGCAUUAGCCCUGGAAUCUAUCAAUGCAGAUAGACA
This is a messenger RNA of Chrysemys picta bellii (western painted turtle), 2179 nucleotides long. Lineage: Eukaryota; Metazoa; Chordata; Testudines; Emydidae. The record is from RefSeq and is a predicted model, not a curated record.